Molecule: messenger RNA, 2734 nt
Organism: Marchantia polymorpha subsp. ruderalis
Lineage: Eukaryota; Viridiplantae; Streptophyta; Marchantiopsida; Marchantiales; Marchantiaceae
Source: the annotation of a GenBank genome assembly
GCAGGUUUACGCGGAUAGGAGAAUUGACACGCUCCUCGUGGUAAUGCGUAUCAUAUCCACAGGCCUUUUAAGACAGAUUGUUGUGUAAAUCGUAGACGAAAAUUGAAGUUCAAGUCGGAGCUUGAAGUACACAUAUUGGAAGUGAGGGUGGAGUGGAAACUCCCAGAUACACUGCAAUUGCUCAUGACAGAUAUCCAGCCGAGACUUCCAGUCUAGGUUGCGUUACCAGAUUCUAGCUCCCAUUUUACGAACUCAGCAUAGAGAGGACAUGAAGCUGAAUACGAUAGACUCCUCUUCUUUAGCACAUUGAACGAGGCAAGCUAAAUUCAACAGUGUAGUCCGCCUUCAGCGUCCUCGAUCUUCGUCUGAAGAGAGAGAGAUGACAGAGGGGGGCCUGGAUCAGAUGCUUGUUCCCAACGAGAGCUACGCCUUGGAGCAUACACCGACGUGGGCCGUCGGUUUAGUCUGUGUCGUUUUCAUCGCACUAUCCCUACUCAUGCAACGAGGACUUCAGAAACUCGGAAACUGGCUUGUUAAGAGGCAUCAGAAACCUUUGAACGAGGCUUUAGAAAAGAUGAAAGAAGAACUGAUGCUGUUGGGAUUCAUCUCACUGCUUCUGACAGCUGCUCAGAAUCCCAUCUCGAGGCUCUGCAUGCCAGAUUCCUGGGCUGAUCAUAUGCUGCCGUGCCAUUUCGAUCAAAGUACAGAAGCCAUGACUGGGAACGGCGGGUUUAAUGAAUCUCCUGGACCAGAAAGGCCACCUGAGUUCAAUACACCUUUAUCAUCAGAUCCUGCUGAGCAAGUCCCCAUUCCUCACCACAUACGAACCCUUCUGGUCGAUCAUGAUUCAAGCGUCAGUUCCCGCAUGCUUGCACGCGAAGUACCUCCAUUUGAUAUGGAUGAGUAUGUGACGCAUCCAAGACGAAUAUUGUCUGGAAUAAGCACUCAUCACUUAUGCUCACCGGGCCAUGUUCCAGUUCUAUCUACUGAAAGUCUGCAUCAGCUCCAUAUAUUUAUAUUCGUCAUGGCUGUGGUUCACGUAUUCUACAGUUGCUUCACAAUGCUUUUUGGGUUCACCCAGUUAAGAAGCUGGAAAAGGUGGGAGGCAGAAACAUGUGUUGACAACUACAACUACACUGAUGAAAUAAAGAAGUCAUUCAACGAAUCCACUUUUAAGAAGAUGGCAUUUACUCGUCAGAGCACAUUCGUGGCAUCUCGCACCAGUACUGCAUGGUCCACGACCUUCACAGGAAGCUGGAUUAUGAGUUUCCUUCGUCAGUUUGGCAGAUCAGUGACUAAAUCAGAUUAUCUCACUCUUCGUCUGGGGUUUAUCAAGAAUCACAAUGCACCGUUGAAGCUGAACUUCUACAAAUAUAUGAUGCGAUCCUUGGAAGAUGACUUGAAGACUGUUAUUGGAAUCAGUGGCUAUUUGUGGGUUUUCGUGAUCUUCUUCAUGAUUCUCAAUGUUCAUGGUUGGUACGCAUAUUUCUGGAUGUCUUUUAUACCAGUUGUGAUCAACAUGGUCAUUGGUACGAAACUUCAGCAUAUUAUUACUCAGCUGGCCAUGGAAACAGCACACUCCCACGGUAUAAUUGGCGAUCUUGUAAAGCCCAGGGACGAACUGUUUUGGUUCAAUAACCCGCAUGUGCUUUUGUACUUGAUUCACUUUGUUCUUUUUCAGAAUGCCUUUGAACUGGCCUUUUGCAUAUGGUUAGUGACGACUUUCGGGUUCAAUUCAUGUUACUUCAACAAACAUGGCUUCAUUAUAACUCGCGUUAUUGUGGGAAUCCUCGCUCAGGUUUUGUGCAGCUACAGCACAUUACCCCUCUACGCACUUGUUUCUCAGAUGGGCUCCCACUAUAAGAAAGCCAUCUUUGAUAUACCCGUAUCAAACGCCAUUCAGGGCUGGCGCUCCAAAGCCAAGGAGACUCGGAGAAAACUGCGGCAGGAAAACCACAAAUCUGAACACAUUAUUGAAAAGGGAUUUGAGCACAUUCAUCUGCACCUUCAUCAUGGAAACUCUGAUGCAAGUUCUCACCACGGAUCCAGGCUUGAAAUAGAUACUACUGAUCAUGAUGAUCAUUCAAUUCAUCACAGUAUUCUUCACGGGCACAAAUUCCAUCUCCAUCCCGACACUCCCAAGACUCCUAAAACCCCGAGGACUCCGAAGAUGCCGAAAUCCAAGUCUGAUGUACCUGUGACUGAUCCAGGAGCUGAACCCGACAGUGCAGUCGAGCAAGCAACUUCGGACCCAGAGAAAGGAGAAGAGGUGAAAGAUGAUACCUUUGACGUCCCAGUCCCAGUGGUCUUGAAGAAGAACUUAUCCUUCAAGCUGCCGAGAGAAGAAAGUAUCGUUGAAAGGGAUGGUCCUGUCACAGCGCCAUGGCCUGUUAACAUCGUCGAUCGCAUGGCACGACUUCCAUCGAGAAAGAUCAAGAGCUACACCAUCGAAGUCAAAUCAGGUGAAACGCUUCACCCUUCGAUGGUUGAACCUCCAAACUCUCUGCCACCGACACCCAGGCCUGCUGCUGCUGCCAUGCCGGGUUCAUCUCUCUCGGUUCCAGCUACUCCAUCCGCGAGUACGAGUGGAGAAGACAAGGUCCGAGUACAAGCUCAUGCUUUGCCGGUCCAAUCUGAUCGCGAGAUUGAGAACAUAACCACGACGGCAUCUAUUUCGGAAGAACAGGAAAGUGCUCAUGGGAAGGGGCUGGUCGCUCCGACCCUUGGUCCAUAG